This is a messenger RNA of Nicotiana tabacum (common tobacco), 1498 nucleotides long. Its product is annotated as 26S proteasome regulatory subunit RPN13. Gene Ontology annotation, molecular function: endopeptidase activator activity; proteasome binding. Gene Ontology annotation, cellular component: cytoplasm; proteasome regulatory particle, lid subcomplex; nucleus. Lineage: Eukaryota; Viridiplantae; Streptophyta; Magnoliopsida; Solanales; Solanaceae. The record is from RefSeq and is a predicted model, not a curated record.
AGAUCUGAAUAGCUUUUUUAUUUUGAAUUUCCUUUUAAUUUAAUGUGCUUCAAAUGAAUAUAUAGUGAAGUACUUUAUUUUUUCGUCUCCCAAAUUACCAAUUUGCUUUCAGUUCUCUGUUUACACAUAAUAGCCUUCAUGGGUUCUUCAUCGACGGAUGCUUUUCCCCAAAUUCAGCCAAUAUUUGGAGGUUUAUUCUGAUUCGGAGCUAGCCAGUGUUGUGCAUCUUCCUCAGUUGUCUUCUGAUAAUCAAGUCUCAAGGGUGAAGGGAGUGAUAGGAAGGAAACUUUGAUGGAAUUUCGUGCCGGUAAAAUGAUCAUAGAGGGGAAAAAAGUUAUCCCUGAUUCACGGAAAGGACUUGUUCGUAUAGGCAGGGGUGAAGAGGGACUACUCCAUUUUCAGUGGCUUGACCGUAAUCUCAACAUUGUCGAAGAUGAUCAGAUUGUUUUCCCAGAGGAGGCAGUUUUUGAGAAGGUCAAUCAAUCGUCUGGAAGGGUCUACAUCUUGAAGUUCUGUACCGACGAUAGAAAGUUUUUCUUUUGGAUACAGGAGCCUGCAGCUGACAAUGAUGCACAAAUAUGUAGCUCAGUCAACUUCCACUUGAAUCAACCACUUGAGUUCCCUGGUGAAGAUGAGCCUGAAGCUUCAGCUCCAUUACCAAAUUCUGAAGAUAUGGUAGAGGAAGAUAUUUCAUCGAGGGCGGGAAAUUUGGUUAGUGCAAGCAUGAAUACUGAAGCAAGUAGUGAUGUAACGUCUUCGGGUCCUGUAAAGUUGGCUGAUCUUCAAAGAAUAUUGAGUAACAUAGGAUCCACAGAUGAGGCUGUAGAUCCUGAUGCAGGAUUGGGAUUGGGAGAUAUUUUGAGGCCUGAGCUCAUAUUACCACUGAUUGAAGAAAUACCACUAGAAGGAGAGCUAGCUUCAUACUUGCCUGAGGGCCAUUGGACACCACAUGAAUUAUUGGAGUUGCUGCAGAGUCCCCCAUUCCGCCAGCAACUAGACUCGUUUACUUAUGUUCUUCGAACUGGACAAAUAGAUCUGGCUCAGUUUGGAAUUGAUCCCAGUCAAUAUAAGUUAACUGUCCCAUCUUUUCUUGAGGCACUGGAAGAUUCUGUUUCCGCUGCAUCAGGAUCCAACGAGUCAAGGCAGGAUGAGAAGGAUUUAAGAUCUCAAACGUGCAACAGAAGUGAUCCCAUGGAUGAAGGCCAUUAAGAUAAUGAGUCCAAAUCAAUACGAGAUGCUCUUAUGGAGUUCUCACAAUGUUGAUUCCCCUUGUUUAAUUUUAGAGAAAAAGAAUUGAUUUCCAGAUGAUGUGAACAUUGUUGUUUGCUAGCACUGUAAAGAAUUAAUGAUUUGGGGUGAAAUUUCUUUCAUUUGUUGCCUCAUUUUAUGCCAGACAAAGUAUACGGCAAAUUGCGUCCAACUUAUUAUUGCAGCUGUUCAGGUGAUAAGACAUUCAAAUCAUUCAAUUAUAUGGGACCGUGUAUGAUGUUUCACGUCA